AUGGACGACCUGUCUGCCGUAUUCGAGACUAGGAACGAAUAUGCCAACAGCGAAAUAGCAACCACCUCGUCAUACACCCCCAUAAUAUAUGUGCCAACCACUCUGUCUGCGGCAGAAUACUCCGACAUUGCUGGGGCAACUAACGACUCAACCCACUACAAACACGUUUUUUCUGCCCCAAGCCCCAGCCUUGUCAUCCUCGACCCCCAGCUUGCUGCCUCUACAACACCGGCAUCGAUAUGGCUGAGCACCGGGAUGCGAGCAGUGGACCACUGCAUAGAGACUUUCUGCGCCUCGAAAGGAAUAACCGAGCCAUCAGAUUCACUAGCGUUAAAAGGUCUGGGUAAUUUAGUCCCUGGUCUGCUACGGUGCGCUCGCGAUGGAGAUGGCAAGGGUCUCGAUGCGCGACUGAGUUGUCAGCUUGGUUCUGUGGAUGCGAUGGCGGCUUGCUCUAGUACGGGCGUUGAGAUGGGCGCGAGUCAUGGAAUUGGCCAUCAGCUCGGCCCCCUGGGUGUUGGCCAUGGCGAUACAAGUUGUAUCCUUUUGCCCGCCGUGUGUCUUCCACGGUCCUUGAGUGAGGUUGGCGUGAGCCAAUAUCAGCUGGAUGAAUUGGAAUUGGCUGCGAAUAGCUUACGCGAUCGGUGGUGUGCGACGAAUCCAGUGCCGCUGGUUCACAAGAAGCAGGUUUUGGAGAUUUUGAACAUGGUUAUUUGA
Molecule: messenger RNA, 714 nt
Organism: Penicillium brasilianum
Lineage: Eukaryota; Fungi; Ascomycota; Eurotiomycetes; Eurotiales; Aspergillaceae
Source: the annotation of a GenBank genome assembly